AUGUCUUCCAUAUUAAAGCAAAGAGUUAGAUAUGCUCCAUAUUUAAACAAAUUGAGAACUGGUCAAGAGUGUAUUGAUCUUUUUAAAAAUGGUCAAUAUCUUGGUUGGUCUGGUUUUACUGGUGUUGGUGCUCCAAAAGUUAUUCCAACGGUAUUGGCUGACCAUGUUGAAAACAACAAUUUAAAAGACAAAUUGGGUUUCCAUUUAUUUGUUGGUGCUAGUGCUGGUCCAGAAGAAAGUAGAUGGGCUAAUAACAAUAUGAUUUUAUCCAGAUCUCCUCAUCAAGUUGGUAAACCGAUUGCUGCUGCUAUUAACGAUGGUAGAACUCAAUUCUUUGAUAAGCACUUGUCAAUGUUUCCUCAGGAUUUGACCUAUGGAUUCUACACCAAGGAUAAACCCAAUGGCCACAAUUUGGAUAUCACCAUUGUUGAAGCUACUGCUAUCAAAGAAGAUGGUUCAAUUGUUCCGGGUCCUGCUGUUGGUGCUUCACCAGAAAUGAUUUCAGUUUCGGAUAAAGUCAUUAUUGAGGUCAACACCAAAACUCCAUCUUUUGAAGGUAUUCACGAUAUAGAUAUGCCAGUUAAUCCUCCGUUUAGACAACCAUAUCCUCACACUUCAGCUGAUUACAAGAUUGGUCAAAACUCAAUCCCAAUUGACCCUAGUAAAGUUGUUGCCAUUGUUGAAAGUACUAGCGGUGACAAAGUUCCACCAAACACGGCUAGUGAUGAACAAUCUAGAGCCAUUGCUAAUCAUUUAGUUGAAUUCUUGGAACAUGAGGUUAAACAAGGUAGAUUGCCAGAAAACUUACAUCCAUUGCAAUCAGGUAUUGGAAAUAUCGCCAAUGCUGUGGUUGAAGGUUUAGCUUCUUCAAAUUUUAAAAAUUUGACAGUAUGGACUGAAGUUUUGCAAGAUUCCUUCCUAGAUUUCUUUGAAAGUGGAUCAUUAGAUUAUGCAACUGCCACAUCAAUCAGAUUAACUGAAGAAGGAUUUGAGAAAUUUUAUGAAAAUUGGGAUACUUACUCCAAGAAAUUAUGUCUUAGAUCACAAGUUGUAUCAAAUUCACCAGAAAUCAUUAGAAGAUUAGGUGUUAUUGCCAUGAACACUCCAGUUGAAGUAGAUAUAUAUGGUCAUGCAAACUCAACCAACGUUAUGGGUUCAAGAAUGUUGAAUGGGUUAGGUGGUUCAGCUGAUUUCUUGAGAAACGCUAAAUUAUCCAUUAUGCACACACCUUCAGCCAGACCUUCCAAGACUGACCCAACUGGUCUUUCAUGUAUUGUUCCAAUGGCCCCACACGUUGAUCAAACUGAACAUGAUUUGGAUGUGGUUGUAACUGAACAAGGUUUGGCAGAUUUAAGAGGAUUAUCACCAAAAGAAAGAGCUAGAGUUAUCAUUGAUAAAUGUUCUCAUCCUGAUUACAAAGAUCAAUUACAAGAUUAUCUCGAUAAAGCUAUUUAUGAAUGUACCAAAAAGAAGACUUUACAUGAACCACAUUCAUUGAGGGAUGUAUUCAAGAUGCACUUGAAUUUCCAAGAGAAUGGAACUAUGAAAUUGGAUUCAUGGUAG
Messenger RNA from Lodderomyces orthopsilosis Co 90-125, 1563 nucleotides. It is a transcript of the gene ACH1, whose product is annotated as acetyl-CoA hydrolase. Bases 1 to 1563 code for a protein of 520 amino acids. Gene Ontology annotation, biological process: acetate metabolic process. Gene Ontology annotation, molecular function: acetate CoA-transferase activity; acetyl-CoA hydrolase activity. The record is from RefSeq and is a predicted model, not a curated record. The transcript has a single exon. NCBI's taxonomy places the organism in Eukaryota, Fungi, Ascomycota, Pichiomycetes, Serinales, Debaryomycetaceae. Gene Ontology annotation, cellular component: mitochondrion.